CCCCUCGCCCACCGCGCCUCCUACGACGCCUCGCCUUUCUUCACCCCGCAGUAUCAACAACCCCCGGCCCCGCCAGCCAGGGUGCCCCAGCAGUACAUCCCCCCCUUCCCCGACUCUCGCCUAGACCCGGACAUGGCUCGCCGCUCGUCCCGCAUCGCACAGGCCGCCGAGGUCGCCCCCGUGCAGGUCUCCAAGUAUGUAGAGCCUGUCGUCGAAGAGGAGCCCCCCGAGGAAGAGGAGGUUGUCAUGGAGGUAGAGGAGGAAGAGGAGGAGCCGCCGCACGAGGAUGAGGAGGAGGAGGAGGAGGAGGAGGAGGAGCCGGAGCCUCCCAAGCCCAUCGUCGCCGCUCCGAUCGAGGUGAAGACGAAGUUCCCGGUCGCGCGCAUAAAACGCAUCAUGCAAGCGGACGAAGACGUUGGCAAGGUCGCGCAGGUCACGCCAAUCGCUGUUUCCAAAGCACUUGAACUCUUCAUGAUCUCCCUCGUCACCAAGGCCGCCCGCGAAGCCAAAGACCGCAACUCCAAACGCGUCACCGCGUCGCACCUCAAGCAAGCCGUCGUCAAGGACGAGGUGCUCGACUUCCUGGCCGACAUCAUCGCCAAGGUCCCUGACCAACCCGCCGGCCGGAAACACGACGACGACGCGAGCGAUCAGAACGAACAACAACCGAAACGAAAGCGGGGCGGUCGCAAGCCCAAGGACGAAAGCGACUAACGGGACCACGACUGGUGUUUUUUGCUUCUUUCCCUGCUUUAUACUCGACGACUUUGCUGGGCGAUAUCUUUUAGACUGGACGGAGAGCGGGCGCAUACUCUCUAGGCGUUGCGGUGGUGGGCAUGGUUGGGCUUGCAUCUUCCGAUGUGAAUAGGUACCAUUUCUUAUCUUGGCUGUCUCUUUUUAUUUAUUACGGUUGAUCCGGCAGACGCUGGGUUCGUCUCGACUAAUGGAGAUGGGUGUCGAUCCGGUGC
Aspergillus heteromorphus CBS 117.55 is the source of this 968-nucleotide messenger RNA. It is a transcript of the gene nctA, whose product is annotated as negative cofactor 2 transcription regulator complex subunit BUR6. The annotation marks the transcript as partial. Gene Ontology annotation, cellular component: nucleus; negative cofactor 2 complex. The transcript is spliced from 2 exons. Gene Ontology annotation, biological process: transcription by RNA polymerase II; negative regulation of transcription by RNA polymerase II; positive regulation of transcription by RNA polymerase II. Lineage: Eukaryota; Fungi; Ascomycota; Eurotiomycetes; Eurotiales; Aspergillaceae. Gene Ontology annotation, molecular function: transcription coactivator activity; RNA polymerase II general transcription initiation factor activity; transcription corepressor activity. The record is from RefSeq and is a predicted model, not a curated record.